CAUCAGUGAGGGACGGAAGUAUGCCAUUCUCAUUCUUGGGCAGUGGUGGCUUAUUAUGGCUUCAGAUGAUGACGUUAAUCUUUUAGUUACUGUGGUGGAUGUGAACCCAAUAUGGUGGGGGAAGCAAGCACUCAAUCAAUCAGCUGUAACACUUCCAAAAUGCAUGGAUGCGGUUAUGGUGAUGGGCAAUUCCCAUUUGUUUAUGGGACGUAGCAACAAGCUUGCUGUGAUCGCCAGUCAUUUACAAGAAAGCCGCCUCCUUUUUCCAGGCAAACAGUGGAAGAGUGGAGACUUGUCUGGGGAGUCCUCCAUUUGGGAAUCAAAUGUAUCCGGAAGUAAGGAUGGCAAAUAUGAAUUGUUGACAGCAGCCAAUGACAUGAUUGCUGAAGAUAUCAAAGAUCUUAUGACCAAAAGCACUGAAGUGAAAGGACAGCGGACAGAUACUAUGCUGGCGGGAUCUUUAGCAAAAGCCCUUUGCUACAUUAACCGAAUAAAUAAAGAAGCCAAAGUUGGACAAGAAGUCAAAUCCAGGAUACUGGUUAUUAAGGCAGCAGAAGACAGUGCACUACAAUAUAUGAACUUUAUGAAUGUCAUAUUUGCUGCCCAGAAACAGAACAUCCUUAUUGACGCUUGUGUACUGGACACAGACUCGGGACUCUUGCAGCAGGCUUGUGACAUAACAGGAGGAAUAUAUCUGAAGAUACCUCAAGUUAACUCACUGUUGCAGUACUUGUUGUGGGUUUUCCUUCCAGAUCCAGAUCAAAGGACUCAGCUGAACCUACCCCCUCCGGUUCAUGUGGAUUACCGUGCAGCAUGCUUCUGCCAUAGGAACCUGAUUGAAAUUGGCUAUGUUUGUUCUGUUUGUUUAUCCAUAUUCUGCAACUUCAGUCCCAUCUGUACUACUUGCGAGACGGCAUUUAAGAUCUCUUUACCUCCAGUCAUGAAGGCAAAAAAGAAGAAAUUAAAAUCUAUGUUUUAGAGGCAGGACUUGUUUCUGCACAGACGACCAGCGAGGUUUACAUGGACUCCUCAGUGAUCAUAAAUAAUUACCACCAUAUCAUAAAUUUGGAGAGAAGCAUCAGACAGCUAACAAGCUUUCAUUCUGUUGCCAGAAGGACAACAUGGCAACUGAAACUCAACAAUCAGAGGAGCACAUGCAAGGUGUGAUAUUUCUGCACCACC
This is a messenger RNA of Nanorana parkeri, 1182 nucleotides long. It is a transcript of the gene GTF2H3, whose product is annotated as general transcription factor IIH subunit 3. Lineage: Eukaryota; Metazoa; Chordata; Amphibia; Anura; Dicroglossidae. Gene Ontology annotation, biological process: nucleotide-excision repair; regulation of DNA-templated transcription. The coding region runs from base 56 to 979 and encodes 307 amino acids. The transcript has 13 exons. The record is from RefSeq and is a predicted model, not a curated record. Gene Ontology annotation, cellular component: transcription factor TFIIH core complex; transcription factor TFIIH holo complex.